AUGUCACUCAAGUUGAAGGCAAAGGAGCGCCUUUUUUGGGCGAUCAGACAGGUCGUCCUCCCUUUUGGCCGUAUUAUACUUUUGGUUGAUCACCGAACUAUACGUAUCGUUUCGGCAUGUUGCUCUAUCAGUGAGCUUAUUGACGAAGGUGUUGACCUUGUGGAGCUGAUAUCCAAGAGACGACAGCCUAUGAAAAACAAAGUUGCACUCUACCUGCUCAGCGAUGACUUCGCCUCAAUCAAUUACUUAAUCGAGGACUUCUCGGCUGGUCACGAGCUAUAUAAGUCAGCUUUUAUCAUGUUUAACUGCCAUUUAUCGGAUGAUCGAGCUCUACGGAAAAUUGCAGAACAUGUGGAUGUGGAACGUAUACUUGCGUGCGUGGAACUCCACCUCAACUUCGUAGCUUACGAGGAUCGUGUAUUUCACGGUAACAUGGGGUUUACUUUACUUAGUCUAUAUCCAACCCACAGUGGUAAGAUUGUUUACUCCAUCGCUUCCAGCCUUGCCUCUCUAUGUUCCACGCUUGGAGCAUCACCUCAAAUCAGGUACCACAACUGCCCAAGCGGAUUACCACAGCUAGUUGCCAACAGUACUGAAGCAUUGAUCAAGGAUACAGCGGUGGAUGAUACACGCAAAACGGACGAUAUAUUAUUAGUGGUAGACCGAUCUUUUGAUGCUGUUCCACUGCACAUACACGAGUACACUUACCAGGCGUUCGUUUACGACGUGAUGCGCAUACCUUGCUGUACUGAUCCACUAGCACAGCGUUCUGAUGAUGUGUGGGAAUUUGAGUAUGUUGCCAAUUCGGGUAAGCGUGAGAAACGCGAGGCACUGCUUUCAUGCGAGAAGGAUGUAUUAUGGCAGCGAUUCAGGCACAUGCACAUUCAGAAAGUCAACGAAUUGGUGUCUGAGGAGGUUGAAAAGUUUGCGGGCCACGCUGCAGUGGGAGCGCAUCAUCAAGCAAACACUACUCGCGACAUAUUACACGCCGUGCGCGAGUUACCCAAAACACAGUAUAUGGUUGAAAAGUAUUGGGCACAUGUAGCCCUUACUGAACGCUCCUUCGAGCAGAUAGAGAAUAUACAUCUGGUAAAGAUUGGUGAACUUGAACAGUCGUUAGCGACCAACGCCGACAGGAGUGGUAACAAAUUGAGCCGCACCAAGGCUUUACAACAACUCAAAACGCUUCUCGGUGACGUGGAGAUAACCUGUGAGGUGAAAAUGAGGCUAAUAUUCUUGUAUGUUGCUGUAUACAGGAACGUCAACGAAACGCACAUAAACGAACUGAUUGACAUCGCAAGCCUGUCUAUGAACGACGUCAAUAUAGUACAUCAUUUCGUGGAAUUGGGUCUGGGCCCAGCAGCAGUGGAACAUGUAGGGUCUGCUUCGCCCCGGAGUGCUGCUUUAUCUGGCAAGAUCACCCACAAGAAUAAUGAGAAGGGCGACGCCUACGUAUAUUACAAGAAGCACGCCGAGGGUGGAGAAUACGAGCUGUCUCGUUUUAUGCCGGAAAUUCGACACAUUAUAGGACGCAUCCUUGCAGGAACACUCGAUGAACAAAGGUUCCCAAGUUUGAGUACGGCAAGCUCGCAAACGCCGUUACGAGGACGAACGCCCAUAAAGCCUAAAGGGCGGGUAAUAAUCUACGUACUAGGUGGUAUAACGUUCUCUGAAAUGCGAAUAAUGUACGACAUGGCUUCAAGAACUGGUGCUGAUGUAUACUUGGGAGGCGACUCCAUCAUAGUGCCCAGCGGCCUCAUUGAGGACAUGAGACAUGCGUUCUCUGCCGUAGAGAAGACCUAA
Babesia sp. Xinjiang is the source of this 1803-nucleotide messenger RNA. It is a transcript of the gene sec1, whose product is annotated as Protein transport protein sec1. The record is from RefSeq and is a predicted model, not a curated record. Gene Ontology annotation, biological process: vesicle-mediated transport; intracellular protein transport. The coding region runs from base 1 to 1803 and encodes 600 amino acids. The transcript has 2 exons. Lineage: Eukaryota; Apicomplexa; Aconoidasida; Piroplasmida; Babesiidae.